UAGUAUUUUCAAACCGCUAGCACCUACUCUACGGUUACAUCCGGGAACUUUUCCUAUACCUCAUUACAUCUGAGCUGGGCUUUCGCCACGGUGACCGUUAAGCUUUGAGAUUUAAAUUGUUUUUAUAAAUUCCAGCGUUCCGCGUGCAUGUCAGCUCGAGACUGGCCCAAAAAAAGCGUUGUUAUGGAAACGAGUCCCUCUUUACGACCAAUCGUAAAGCAGAAUGCGUAAUGGGAAAGGGGGGAGAGACAGGCGGCUCUUUUUUCUUUCUUCUCUCUCUCUCUCUCUGAAAGUGAAAACUCGAGCGAGAGGAAAGAUAUCUGCACCACCACAAACAAAAACGGGACUCCGGUGGUUUGAGAUGCUCCCAGAAGCGUAAAAGCGCGUUGAGCAUGAGGAGUGAAGGCGGCUUUAUAUCCUCCACACGCUGAUUGAUAAAUGCGGACCGGAAGUGAGUGUGUGAAACGCAACGCUUAGCGCGCGAGCAUGGGGACCUGGCGUGGCCCCGCGGUCUUCCUCUUGUGUUUCGCGGUGGCGCUGAGCGCUGAGCCCGCGUGCUGGCAGGCCGUGCUGCGGUGCCACGAGGAGCGCGAGUGCGAGCUCGCCUACACCCAGUACCUGGCCGCGUGCGACGGGAACAUCCGGGGCGCGCUGCGCCGCUGCCCGAGUCACUGCGUCGGCGCGCUCGUGAGGUUAAACCAGACGGCGCGCGGUCCGGACCUGGAGACGUGCGACUGCGGAGUCGACCCGGAGUGCCAGCGCGCCAAGCGAGCCAUCGAACCGUGCCUGCCGCGCACGCACGCACGCGAAGCCGGCGGUAUCGGGUGCACGGAGGCGCGGCAGCGGUGCGAGGAGGACGCCGUCUGCCGCGCCGCUCUGUCCGCGUACCUGGCGCACUGCGGGCAGCUGUUCAACGGGAGGAAGUGCUCGGCGCGAUGCAGAGGCACCAUCGAGCAGCUGCGCCUGCUGCCGGACGGCGCCCUGCUCGAGCGCUGCGUGUGCGACGGCGUGGAGCGGCCCUUCUGCGAGGUGGUCAAGGACAACAUGAGCCGCCUGUGCGCGCUCUCGGACCGCGGGCUCGCGCCCGACCAGGAUGUCCUGGAUGACGUCUACGAGGACGAGGAUUACGAGCUAAAAGUGGAGCGCGAGAUGGACACGGGUGCUGUGGUUUCGCCUUCACGUGCCUGGCGUUCCUCGGGCCAUCUGGCCCUGUUCCUGGGGUCACUCGCGCUGACCUUUCUCGGGGUUUGACUCGGGGAAAAGCUCUUCUGCGCAUGCCCAGAGCUCACUAACUCACUCAGUGUUUCUACAUGAUACAGACAUGAAUACUGCGAUUACAGUAUAUUGUUCCAUAUCGCGAUAUGCAUUGCGAUAUAUCGGGGAAACCUUUAUGUUCAUGGUUAAUGAUGGUCCUGCAUUAUUCUCAGUGGGAUUUGCAUGUACUGGGUCGUUCAUCCAAACACACAAAAACACUCAGGAUGACCAGAGUAUCCAAUAAAGCAAUUAUGGAUUAAUUAAGCAGCAUCUGUUCCACCAAAGGCUACUAAUAAUGCAAAAUAACAUUUCGCAAUUGAUAUACUGUGCAGCCAUCAUGGAGGCUUGACUGUCUGGUGUGGGUUUUGUUUUUUUGUUUUUGUUUAAUUAAUAACUGUCUUACAGAAACAUAAGAAAUGUUCCAAGAGUGAAGCUAAAAUCCUGGACCACUAUCAUAAUGCCUUAAGCUUCAAGAUUCAAAACUGACCCAGAGCCUUCAGUAGAGAGAGAGAAUAAAAACACAAACUAAACUCUACUCUGUCUUUCUCUUACUGUCUCCCUGUUCUUACUUCUUCUGGUCUGAUUUGUUUAAUCCAAGUGCUUCCUGAAGUGUAUCUUUUUUUUUUUUUAUGUAAGUAAGACUUGAGACAAACAGAGAACUCGUGUGCCGUGUGUUUGCGUACCUCUGGUUGCCCGUUUGCUCAUUGUCGGGAUGAUUACACUUCAAAUAUUUGCAGUGGACGGCGGGGGAAAAGAGCAGCUUUCAGGAUCAAGUUGUUAAAUUAAGUGGAGAGGCUCUUCACAGGCUAAUAAAUAUCCCCCUCCACUCACUGUCUAUUCUCUCUCUCUCUCUCUCCCUCUCUCUCUCUCUCUCUCUCUCUCUCUCUCUCUCUCUCUGUCUGUCUGUCUCGCCGCGGCUCAGUGAAUUAUCCCCUGGGGUGACCCCUUUCCUCUCUCCCGCUUUCCUUUCUCUUUUUCUCCUUCCCUCCCCCCAAAAGUAGAGGAAAUACUUGAUCUCUCUCUCUCUCUCUCUCUCUCUCUCUCUCUCUCUCUCCCUCUCGCUCUCUCUCGGUUCUGAGUUGGGCCUUUGUUUCUGGUAUAAAGUGGAUUUCUGUUGCACAACACUCUUGCAAUAAGCCAUUUUCUGUUUUGCUUGUGAUUUGUGAAAUAUAUAAAAAAGUAUAGAUGUUAUGCUUUUAUUUAAAAGCAGUAGUAUCUCUCCGUUUGUUUGUAAAGUUUGUAAGUCUGCUGAAUUUUUAGGUUUGCUUUGAGAAGGCACAUGAACGAACGAUAUCUAAAACAUCUGCUUGUAGUCUUCAGAAAGACAAAAGGUUUGUUUUUGACCCAAAAUGCUUUGAUUUAACUGUUUUAUCUGUUUUUUUUUUUUGUUUGUUUUUUUGAAUUCCUAAAUUUUGAAGCUUCUUGUCAUGUGCAUUUAAAUUAAGAAGUAACCGCAUUAGGUGCAUUAACAUUUUUAGAUUGAAUAUUGUUGAAAUGACUUUUGUUAUAUUGCCAUAAACGUUCUAUGUACAGAAAGCAAUAUAUUUAUGUUUUGAAAAUAUGAUGUAAUAAAAUGUUAUGUGAGAUAUUCACAUAAUUGGCUGUGCAGUUGGUUUGUAUAGUAGGAAUAUGAAAAGUUGUAAUAAAAUAUAAGUUAAUUCGUAGAAUAGUACGACUAAAAUUUAGCUAAGAUAAAAGUGAGUUUAUUGUAAAGAAGAUUCUUAUUCUUUAGAUAUUCUUCACUCCUUAAUGCAACUUUAACUAAUAUACAGACAGGUGACAAAUUAAAGGAAAAAAAAUAGCAGCUCUGUUAUUCUAGUCUUAUUCAUUUUGCUGGUGUGGUUUGGCUCCACUCGUCCCUAUGGAGGGAAACGUCACUGCAAAUCCAUACGAAGUUCUUCUGACUGAUCUUCAUAUCCUAUGAUGAAACAUUUCUAUACUGAUGGGCGUGGUCUCUUCCAGGAUGACUCCGCCCCCAUGUACAGGGCACAGUGUCUGACUGAGGAUGAAAAUGAUGUGAAUUAUACUUUAAUUCCUUCACACUCACUAGAUAUAAACGCAGUUGAACAUCAAUGGGAGAUUUUGGAGUAAUGUGUUAAGACCACGCUCUCCAUCAAAACACCAAGGAAAAACCACAAGGCUCACUGAAGCUGUUCUGGUGGCUCGUAGUGGUCCAACACCUUACCAACACACUUUAUGUUGGUUUUUUUCCCCGUUUGAUUUGUCACCCAUCUGUAUGUAUGUGCCUCUGUCAUGUUUGCAGCAGUCUAAGUGAUGAUGCAUGCAAUACACACAAGGCGAUUUUGCUGUGAAAACAACUCGGCAGAAACAUCUCAGUCACUCUGCCUCCUACCCUCGUCCCCUCCAGCCUGCUUCUGGGAACAAAAUCAAAACAAACAAAAGCAGGAGAGCUCUUCUCACUCAGGACCUGGGCCUUGGUGUCUCAUUUGUCUAGAUGCUGAGACAGACCAAUAUUUCACCCUUCCCUAUACACACACAGCUCUAGAGACCCUGAGAAAUGGUCGUUUCAGAUUUUAGUGUCUCGUGGGAACAAUGUUCUAUUCAUGACGGCGAUGUCAGAGGAAGAUGGAUACUGUGUGUAGUGAGACAAGGUUUUCCCCAUUCCAAGGUUUAACCCUUUUAGCCUUCUCUUCUGGAAGACAUUACAGUCCAUAUGCUAAGUGAAGCCAAUUAUGAGUACAGUGCUGCCUUUUGUGUGUGACAGAACGACAACAAGUGUGUCACUGGAGAAUAUGGCCAUGUAGGAGCGUCUCACUGACAUUCCCUGCAAGCUGAACCAGCGUGAGACCGAUAUAAGUAUAAUCACAUGGUCUGGAUGCAAUCACCAUAAAUUUGAGAAGAAGAAAAACUCUUGAAAGGCAUUCGAAUAGGUGAACUGGUCUCGAUUAAUUACUUACGAGGCGACUGUAACUAAACGGCAUCAUUCUCCAAAAGUGUCACAAAGUUAAAAUCAUCUUAACUGAAAGAGAGAGAGAGUGUUCAGUGUGAUGCUCACUCUACCAUUUCACGAUUGUCUUUGGGAAACUCGGCCCUGAUCCUUCGUUUCUAUCCGUAAAGAGUGCUGAUCACAUAGUGAGAUACACGUUAUAUCAUCUAGGACAGGAGUGUUAAAUAUAAAACCCAAUAAAGGUUAGAAUUCAGCCAACCAAACAGUUUUAAUAGUCUAAAAUAGUAUUAAAAUUGAGUCUAUGUUCUAAAGUAAAAGAGUUUUGUGGACCGUAAUUGAAUUAAAAGAUUGGGAAGGCUUUAUGCUUCGUUCAGUGUAACUCAGAAGUGGGAAGUCAGAACUCUGGGGGGGAAAAAACAUGGACGCCUCCAUGUUCAACAAGCUAACUGUGAAGAGUGAUGUAUAUUUACCUCCUCAAAAUAGUGAACUGUACAGUCGGUGUUAUAGAUUUAACAAGCGAAGAUGUCCGUAUGUUGAUUGAUCUAAAGUAAAUACUUGUGUAUAUGCAGUAUAACUCAUUUAAAAGUAAACAAGUGCUAUUGUUUACUGUUGAUGCUGUGAGCAGCCAUUUUGAUUUGAUGUCACUUGCUGAACUCAGGGUUCAUGAGACCGUCCCGAGCUGAUGAGAAGGAAUUGAGAGGGCGUUUUUUUUGUUUUUUCCUAAUCGGAGGUCAGAGUUUAUUCGAAUGCAGCAUUAGUCUCUGCUCUUACACUAGGGGGACUAAAUAGAAAAAUUAACUCAGCUUCUUACAAAAUUAUAUUUAAUCCUUCAUUAGCAAGCUAAAAAUCUGAAAUAUAUUCCCAAUUAAUUCCAUUUCAUUUCCAGGCUGUAACACUAUAAAAUGUGGAAAAUUCAAGAGGGCGAAUACUUGCGCAAAGCACUAUGCUGAAACCAUAAUUUAGACUAUUUGUUUUCUUGGUAAUGAAUUAAACUAUUCACGUGUUCUUCUCAGGUGAUAUACUGUAUAUUUAAUCCAUUUGUUUUUAUCAGUAGAGAUGGCACUGAUCGGAUACUCAGGAU
Messenger RNA from Pangasianodon hypophthalmus (striped catfish), 5243 nucleotides. Its product is annotated as growth arrest-specific protein 1. The record is from RefSeq and is a predicted model, not a curated record. The transcript has 2 exons. Gene Ontology annotation, biological process: regulation of cell cycle. Bases 487 to 1251 code for a protein of 254 amino acids. Lineage: Eukaryota; Metazoa; Chordata; Actinopteri; Siluriformes; Pangasiidae.